AUGGAGCAGCCAUCAAGAUCACCCGACAAACAAAAGGAUGUGUGCAAUGUGACGCCAUCCGUAGUCUCUUCAUCCGUCGGCGCCACCCGCUGGGAUCUCACCUCGAUGCCGUCGAUGUUGACUUCAAGAACACAGCAUGAACUGAAUCGGGAAGUAACGAACCCGCUCAAUUCACGGACAAUCAAAAGAGACGAAUCGUCCAUGCAAGGUAAAGUAUGGGAGGAUCCGCCCCCAUCGCAUCAGCAAGUAGCACAGGGACCAAUCGUUGCCGUUUCAUCUCUAGACGCCUCAUGCUGUAAGGCUACCUCGAUGAUGUCGACUUCGACAAUGAGGCAGCGGGAAAGGCUUCGGCAAGAAUUGAAUAAAUCCAGAGAACGUAAUACCAGUCAGCUAGAGUCAUCCAUGCAAGGUAAACCGUCUGAAGAACAGACCAGAUCGCGUCAACCAGUUGUACAGGGGCCAAUCGUUGCAGCGUCAACACAAGAUGCCUCACGCUGUAAAGUCCGCUCAAUGAUGGUGGAUUCAGGUAUAAGCCAGCCGCAGAACAGAACAAGGACACUAACAAACCCAUUCGAGCCAUCCGACAUCAAUGAAAAUACACUUUUCAUUCAGGACAGGCUCGGUGGUGUUUCGCACCCGUCGUAUUGGUUACGACCCUAUUCGCCAAUCGUUUCGACACAGGCUCCUUACCAGGCUGUUGCAAAUCAUGGAAUCACUUCAGAGCAAAAUGAGACUAUGGCAUCACGUCCGCGAGAAAGGAUGAAUGAGGAAGCCAGAAAUCAACCAUCGUCUGUGUCUGCGAGCCAAGAUACACCAACGUCAACAAGUCACGAAAGAAUACCAGCACAACAUGUACGGAAAGCAUCACAGAAAAGAAGCAAAAGAUUGGCGGUAUUGGCCGGUAAGGAUACACUCAGAGGGGAAGAUAACACGGCCAUGCCCCAAUUACUCAAAUGCUUCGUUCGAAGUGACCUGGAAAGGCAGGUAGCGGAAUCAUGUAAGAUUCGGGAUUCGAGGAAGCUUGUUUCUUAUAGCUGGAUACCUGAAAGUAUGGCGACAGAGGUUUCAGGCAUCUCACCAACAAUAAAAUACCCCGGUUUCACGUUGGAGCAGCAUAAGAGACCGACAAAGAGGUAUCUUGGAUCUGACACUGCCACAGAGGAACGACGGCGCUCUAUGUUGCCAAUGUUUUCAGCCCUUGAGCCAUCGAAUAUAGAGGUUGUAAGGCCACUAUUCGACAUUGAUUUGAUCGCCGAUGCGAAGGCCCUUGAAAACUUGUUGGACGUCAUAUAUCGCGCUACAGAUAUGGCGAAAACUUGGCGAAUACAAGUCGAGCUCAUUCACAAUACACUUAUUCUGGGUAACUAUUGGAGCAUAGACGAAGAACAUCCCAGUCAUCUAGCAGCAGAGCUGACGCGAAGUUUUGCCCAAGAUUAUCAAUGCAACCAAAUAUCCUGGAAGGUGGUGAAUUAUAGGAUCGAGUCGAUGAAGUGGUUAGUCAGGAGUAGUGCAGAACAAUGGUUUGGAAAAGCUCCGCGGCGAAGCAAGUCAAGCGCCGUAGCAGAGGAAGAUGCAAUUGCUCCCGAAGCUACUUUCGAGGACGAGCCAAUUACGAGACACAAUCGACAAGACCAAGAGGUACAUCCAGGAGUAUUCUUUGCGGUAUUAAAACCAAAACCGGUAAAGCCACACUGCGGUUCUCCAGCACCAUUCACUUCGCAACGACUGCCGAGAAGACUCAAGCAGAUGGCAUGGAUCCAGCGAAUGCCAUUGAUCAUCUCCCCCAAGGUAGCAGAGAAUCGAGUUAUGAGAUAUUGGGGCUUGACUGUGAACCUCAGAAAGUUCGAGUCCUGUAACCGAGAGUACAUCCAGCGUUUGGUUCACCUGAUCAAGACGCUGCGAGAUGUCAUGGAAGAGAAAGCUAAUUCGGGACUCUGCCCGAAUAAAAAGGCUACGCUUGUGUGGGAUAAGGCGAAAGGCAAUUUUCUGAAACUGUAUAGAGCGGAUGGGAAUGACAUGGGAAUCACGGAUGCUGUGAAGAGCAGGUUCUGGGAUCAUGAGGCGGCGGAGUUGUUGUUUCCAGGGUCACGUGAGGAGAGUGUAGAUGGGUGACGGUAGAUGAUGUGGAUAGCGUUUGGUUCGUGUAGCGAGUUGAACAGCGAAUAAAGCGUAAUCA
This is a messenger RNA of Cadophora gregata, 2176 nucleotides long. RefSeq lists its product as uncharacterized. Lineage: Eukaryota; Fungi; Ascomycota; Leotiomycetes; Helotiales; Ploettnerulaceae. Bases 1 to 2112 code for a protein of 703 amino acids. The record is from RefSeq and is a predicted model, not a curated record. The transcript is spliced from 2 exons.